GCGCCCGGCCCCAAGAUGGCGGUGCGGGCGGAAGUGGCUGUUCCCGGCGCUUCCAGUGCCCCUGCGCUGCCCCGGAAGCGGCGCCGCGGCGGCGCAGCGAUGGCGGCGGCGGGCCGGGCGCGGGCGGCGGCGGCGGCGGCGGCGCUGGACACGGCGGUGCCGCGGGACGUGGUGCUCUUCCGCCACGAGCGCGACCGCUUCUUCCGGCUCGUGGGGCUCUUCUGCGCCGGGCAGGGGCUCUUCUGGGGCUACCUGGCGCACUUCGCCUUCACGGCGCUGCGCCCCGCGCCCGCCCCCGCCGCCGCCGCCGGCGACGACCCGCUGCGGCCCCGCGACAACAAGUGGCGCCUCGGCUUCACCGCCUCCUGCCUCACGCUCGGGUCGCUGAUCGUGGCGGCGGGCUGCCUGUUCCCCCGGCGCGCGGUGCGGCAGGUGACGCUGCUGCGGGGCGGCCGCCACGUGUCCAUCGGCACCCACGCGCCGCUGGGGCUGGGCCGCGGCGGCAGCUUCACGGUGCCACUGCAGCACGUGUCCUGCGGCGCCCACCGGGCCGAGGUGCGGGCCGCGCUGCCGCUCAAGGUGAAGGGGCGCCCCUUCUACUUCCUGCUGGACAAGCAGGGCCACGUCUGCCAUCCCCGGCUCUUCGACCUCACCGUCGGCGCCUACCGCAAGCUCUAGGCCGCCGGGAGCCGCAGGAACAGACAUGGGGGAACCGGGGCGGCCUCACAGAGGGGAACUGCGGGAACGGACACGAGGGAACUGCGGGAACUGAUGCGGGGGAACUGGGGCGGCUUCGCAGGGAGAGCCAAGUCGCACCCGUGCAGCCUCGCAGGGGCGAUCGGGUCGCAUUUGCUGUUCACGUGGUUUCGCAGGGGAAAUCGCGUCGCGGUCGCCGUCCCCGGUGGGAACCGGGUGGCGUUUGCCGUCCGUGCGGCCUCGCGGGGGGGUCGGGUCAAGGCCGCGCGGUCUCCUGGUGGGCAUCAGGCCGCAGUCGCCAUCCCUGCGGCCUCGCAGCGGGAAUCGGGUCGCGUUCGAUGUCCGCGUGGGCUGAAAUAAACCCUUGAACCUC
Dromaius novaehollandiae (emu) is the source of this 1069-nucleotide messenger RNA. RefSeq names its product transmembrane protein 223 (gene TMEM223). The transcript has 2 exons. The record is from RefSeq and is a predicted model, not a curated record. NCBI's taxonomy places the organism in Eukaryota, Metazoa, Chordata, Aves, Casuariiformes, Dromaiidae. Gene Ontology annotation, cellular component: mitochondrion. Gene Ontology annotation, biological process: nervous system development. Bases 16 to 678 code for a protein of 220 amino acids.